CAAACUCCGAGCAUCAGCGGGCUUUAGAGAGGGAAGGGAGGCUGAAGCAUAGCGGGCAUAGUGACAUCUACUUCGCACACUUUCGGUCAGUCCGUCACGCCGUGAAUGGGAAAUAAAAAAGUGAUGCGGGGUUUAUGGAACUAAAGCGACCGCUCUCUCGUCAACGUUGACACCAGCCCGGCAAUGAUGACCACGCUCCCGCCGGUCAUCAAGGGCACCCCUACUCUGGAUCCUCACGGUACCUUUAGCAUAACUGAGACGGAGAAACCAUGGAAUUACAGCGCUGCCAGUGCCUACAAUUUGAUGGAACUGCCCGCUCUCUCCACCUCGGUGGCAAUGGUUAGAGAUCUCCGCUACCCUUUCCCCACUGUGGACGUCCCAGACCAUGCCCACUACACAAUUGGCUCCGUCAUCCUAGGUGUGGGAAUCACUGGCAUGGUGGGCAACUUCCUGGUCAUUUACGCCUUCUGCAAGAGCAGAGGUCUGCGAACGCCUUCCAACAUGUUCAUCAUCAACCUGGCCAUCGCAGACUUCCUGAUGUGCAUCACGCAGACGCCCACCUUCUUCGUCAACAGCAUGCACAAGCGCUGGGUCUUUGGGGAGAAAGCCUGUGAGUUCUAUGCGUUCUGUGGGGCUCUGUUCGGGAUUUGCUCCAUGAUUACACUCACAGUCAUCGCAGUGGACCGCUACUUUGUGAUCACCCGACCGCUGGCGUCCAUUGGGAAGAUGUCCCGCAAACGAUCCCUGCUCAUCCUGGCAGCAGCCUGGAUUUACUCCAUGUUGUGGAGUCUGCCUCCUUUCUUUGGAUGGAGUGCCUAUGUCCCGGAGGGCCUGAUGACCUCCUGUUCGUGGGACUACACAACCUUCACUCCAUCAGUGAGGGCCUACACCAUGCUCCUCUUCACCUUCGUCUUCUUCAUCCCCCUCUUCAUCAUCAUGUACUGCUACUUCUUCAUCUUCCGCGCCAUCCGCAACACCAACAGGGCGGUGGGAAAAAUCAAUGGGGAGAGCACGAGAGACUCCGUGAGGAGGUCCAACCACAUGCAGAACGAGUGGAAGAUGGCGAAGGUGGCCCUCAUCGUCAUCCUCCUGUAUGUCAUCUCCUGGUCACCAUACUCGUGUGUGGCACUCACUGCCUUUGCUGGCUAUGCAGACAAACUCACACCAUACAUUCAUUCUGUUCCGGCUGUGAUUGCCAAGGCCUCUGCCAUCCACAACCCCAUAAUCUACGCCAUCACACAUCCUAAGUACAGGUCAGCCCUCGCUAAGUACAUCCCAUGGCUGGGAGUGAUCAUGUGUGUCCCGCGCCGAGAUCGCUUCACCAGCAGCAGCUUCAUGUCCACCCGCCGCUCCACUGUCACUAGCCAGUCAUCCGAGAACAGCACCUACCACCGCACCGUCAAGCCCUGCCUCUCCUCCGUGUCCGACAGCGAGUCGGGGUGGACAGACUUGGACGGAGACGUCUCCAGUGUGGGCUCUCGGCCCGUCAGUCGGCAGAUGUCUUGCGAUGUGCCGAGACGGGACACUGCAGAGCUGGUCAACCUGAGGCCCACCAGCUCGCUCAAGGUCAAAGUGCACCGGCUUGACUCCGGCACCACUGACAAGAAGUCGGGCCAAAGCCCAGCAGAAGCGGGCCGCAGCCGGUCUCAGCAGAUCAGGACCCUGACGGAUGCAGACGCCGUCUCCCUGACUGACGUCCCGUAGCCUGCCGCCUACCCUCACUGCCAUGCACAGUCAUGGACCAUUCGAGCCAAAUACCUUCCAUCAUUGUCACUUCAGAAUCCACCCCUACCUUGACCUCAACCAGUCUCCGUGGCAACCAAGCUGGAAAGAGUGCUCCAUCCAGUGUGGCGGAGCCUGCUGGUGCCCCUGAGCUCGCCACUUCCUCCCCAACUCCCCCACUGCCUUAAGACUCUGACUUAAACUCCACACGCUUUUUCUCUCUGUGCUUGAAGUCCAAAUAAGGCUUUCUCAACAAGAAACAUGCACUGUUCGUAAUCCCAUCAUUUUACCUGACUUUGGUACUAGUUGUCAUCGUGCACCUUCACUCGUCUGCCUCGUCUGUGACAUUUCCACAUCAUCGUUGUUUUUGAUGUAAUUAUGCACAUGUUCUGUUUUAUCUGUGAAGCCGGACUGUGAGGGCUUCACGGCAAAGCUGCAGAGCAUGCACAUGCAGAAGUGUGUGGUGGCUCUUCUUCCGCAUGGCUCACGCUGCUUCACAGCUGGACGGGUGCAGUAGGGGGCGCAACAUUCUAAAGGGUGAUGGAGGGGUUGGACCUGUGAGGUUGCGAUGGCCGCCAGGUCCUGGCAUGGUGCGGAGCGGUCAAACGCUGCAGCAUUAAAGAGCAGAUAGAGUGGCAGCACUGUAGAGGAUCACACCAGCCCCAGAGAGGAAGGCUGCAGCUUCCUCAUCGGCUCUGCAAGAACAGCAUAAUGGCUGCCCUGAGAGAAAUUCAAUUUUUUUCAAGGUAGUGUAAGUGGUAAAAUAUGAGAAUAUAAUUUAACUUUUUAGUUUGAUGAAUUUCAGAGGUUAGAGUGCUUGGGGCCUUGAAAGAAAAUGGUCAGGAGUUAAGGAACUACUGAGAUUUUAUUCUCUCAGGUGUAUGGAAAAUACACACUGUAUUCAAGGUAAAACUAAAAGAUUAAAAAAUAGUGUGUGUGUGUAUUAAAGGCACUCUAAGCUAUGUAACGUGGUUUCUAAGCUAAAACAUUUUUUGUCACAUACAGCUAACAUCACCUCACCAUCCGCUAGCUGCCUGUGCCCUGAAUUCACAAAAAAUGCUGUCUCUGCAGACAGCCCAGGCUCCAAAAACGGCAACAAAAACAACUUGCACCAACCUGGACCAUAACAAACUGUUCCAGCCAAUCACCAACAAGAUGCGCAUUUAGGAGAGUUUCAGAUGAUUGGAAGGGAGGGGGAGGGAGUAGCGAGCUAGCUCUCUGUUUUGUGUGAACGUCAACAGAAGUGACGUUACCCAACAUUGCUUAGAGCGCCUUUAAUAUGGGGAAUAGGUGCAGAAUUCAGAGUGAGUCCUUCAAGCUGCUGACAUGUUCUGUGUCAGCCAAAUAGCAUCCUGCCCUUCUCACAGCACAGUCAAGUAAAACCCCUUCUCCAUCUCUGUGUCCCUCUACGUGUAGAGAUGCCUGCGGGGCCACCCACACCCUGGCCCAAGUCAGAGCCAGUCUCUGCAGUACAGUACAAUAUGCCCCCUGGUCUCUUCUCAGCAGAGAACCUAGCGCAGCAUGGACACCUCCAACAUAUCGCCACACCUGGCUCCUGCACCUUCCAUGCCCUGGAGGAAAGCUAUGUGGAGGCAGGCCACCAGGCAGGAUGCACGUGUGUAUGUGUCACCCACAGGCACAGCUGAGAUACUAUGUGUCUCUGAGAUUAGCUAGUGAGGCAUGAGGCUGGAGAGCAGAGAGCAGAGAGAUGUCUUUCCUCCUCCCUGAGGUGGCCCAGACAACCCUGAGAAAUAGGGCCUCGUAGUCUCCAUCUGUCAGCUUGGAUAGCUGGGGGCUGGACGUGCCCACACAGGGAUGUCUCGCUUUCCUAAAAGCCCAUUGUCUUCAUCCUUCCUCCAUCCAUUUCCAUUUAUCCAUCUCUCUGUCCUUGUGCAAUCUCUUUCUCCACAACAUUUACCAGCUCUGCUCGCUCCCAAGGUUUUAUCUCCUGCAGUGGCCACUAGUCCAACUGCUUAAUGUAUUUGAAUAAAUGCAAUGAUAUUUUUGAUACCUGAGCAAUGUUUUCAUCAUGAAUAUUGUACAUAGAGCUGUAUUGUAAUCAUUUGUAGUGUUGCAAGAUCAUUGCCAUCCAAAUAAAUGAUUUAUCUAUCCCAGCAGUGCUAAUGUAACGUCAGCAGUGAUGUAAGUCAUCUUUGUGAGCGCUGUCCUGAUGAUGUGUGUAAGAGUGAUUAUCUAGAUUACUUCAUUUUUUUUUCUCAAGUUCAUGUGGUUUUCUGCUGUUGUGAAAUAAAACACGUGCAAAUUUGAUCUGCAUAUUUUAAAUACGGCUUCCAUCUAGGUGGAGGUGGACUGUUGUCUGCUGUUGUGUGCUGUGCGUCUGUGGCCCCCACAGGCUGUGAUGGGCCAGAAAGGGUUCAGAGGCAGAUCUGUCCUCCGUCUGUUGUGUGCGGUUAGCUGCAGGUACAUGUUUAGUUUGUUCACGUGCUGUACGCCAUGGAUUUGAAAUGCACUGUCAUAUUACGGGUGUCUGUGAGGUCAGUCAGCAGUUGUGUGUUUUAGAAGCUGAAGUGAUUUCAUGCUGAUUUGGUUUUGUGUUUGUGUUUUUACUUAUUUUUUUAAAAUAAAAUCAUUAAUUAACA
Molecule: messenger RNA, 4322 nt
Organism: Alosa alosa (allis shad)
Lineage: Eukaryota; Metazoa; Chordata; Actinopteri; Clupeiformes; Clupeidae
Gene: opn4b
Product: opsin 4b
Exons: 11
Coding region: 184-1704 (506 amino acids)
Biological process (GO): G protein-coupled receptor signaling pathway; visual perception
Cellular component (GO): membrane
Molecular function (GO): G protein-coupled receptor activity
Source: RefSeq, a predicted model, not a curated record